Molecule: messenger RNA, 1885 nt
Organism: Capsicum annuum
Lineage: Eukaryota; Viridiplantae; Streptophyta; Magnoliopsida; Solanales; Solanaceae
Product: probable inactive purple acid phosphatase 29
Exons: 4
Coding region: 278-1465 (395 amino acids)
Cellular component (GO): cytoplasm
Molecular function (GO): hydrolase activity, acting on ester bonds
Source: RefSeq, a predicted model, not a curated record
AAUUAACAAAUAAAAAUAGAUAUAACUGUUUUUAACACUUAUUAUAAAGCAUCUAAUUAAACAUUCUACUACAAAUUCAGAUAUUCCAUUGAGACGUGAUUUAAUUCGAGUUUCUAAAUAGAAUAUUCGUAAUAUAGAAAAGGGAAAGUAAUAUCCUUAUUACUCUAUUUAACUAUUAUAAAGCGUAAAACUAUUAGUGUCUAUUCUUAUCAGUACUUUCUCAUUUCAUUUCAUUCUUCUCCACAAAUCCUAUACAAAAAGUGUGAAUAUCAUAGCUAUGUAUUCCCCAUAUUCGACAAAAUUAUUGCUAAUUUUCGUAAUUUUGAGCUUAUUUGAAGUGAGUAAAUCAUCGGAGUUGAGAUUUGAUAGAAAAAAUGGUGAAUUUAGGAUAUUGCAGGUAGCAGAUAUGCAUUAUGGUGACGGUAAAACGACGCCGUGUGAAGAUGUGUUGCCGGAGCAAAUGCAUUCGUGUUCUGAUCUGAAUACUACUGAUUUUGUUAUCAGGAUGAUUCGUGCUGAGAAACCUCAUCUCAUUGUUUUCACUGGGGACAACAUUUAUGGAUUUGAUGCCAAAGAUGCUGCAAAAUCCAUGGAUUCUGCUUUUGCUCCUGCCAUAUCUUCAAACAUACCAUGGGCUGCUAUACUAGGAAAUCAUGACCAAGAAUCUACACUUACUAGGGAAGGCGUGAUGAAACAUACUGUUGGCAUGAAAAAUACUUUAUCUCAGUUGAAUCCUCCUGAUAUUCCUGAUAUUGAUGGUUUUGGGAAUUAUAAUCUGGAAGUCCAUGGAAUUGAGGGUUCCGAGCUGGCUAAUAAGUCCGUCCUCAAUCUGUAUUUCCUUGACAGUGGAGAUUACUCUACUGUUCAGUCCAUCCCUGGUUAUGGUUGGAUUAAAGCCUCUCAACAGUUCUGGUUUCAACGCACCUCUAAGAAGCUUAAGAAAGCUUACACACAGAAUUCAAAUGGUAUGAAGGCUCCUGCUCCAGGCCUUGCUUACUUUCAUAUUCCGCUUCCUGAAUAUGCAAAUUUUGACUCAUCAAACUUCACUGGGGUUAGACAAGAAGGCAUAAGCUCUGCUUCAAUAAAUUCCGGCUUCUUCACCACCAUGGUGGAAGCUGGUGAUGUAAAGGCCGCAUUUGCAGGCCAUGAUCACAUAAAUGAUUUUUGUGGCAAGUUGAUGAACAUAAAUCUUUGCUACGCUGGAGGAUUUGGAUAUCACGCUUAUGGGAAGGCUGGAUGGUCAAGGAGGGCAAGGAUGGUAGUAGCAUCUUUGGAGAAAACGGGGAAAGGAGGGUGGGGAGCUGUCAACUCUAUUAAAACAUGGAAGCGACUUGAUGAUGAACAUCUUACUACCAUCGAUACUCAGGUGCUCUGGAGCAAGCGCUCUGCCGGUAAGGUUCUGAAAAUGUGCUCGCAGAAAGAAGCCUAUCGGCCACCAGUAAAAAGUCAUAUUACUGAUGCAUGAGCACGAAUUGGUAUCAGAGGUUUCUUCUUCUACUUGCAUCUUACUGGAAGGGUUUAUACUUGUUGUAUGGUUACUUACUCAAGGGUCAAAAGUUGUUCUCUGUGUAAUGUUAAAGGUGAUAUAGAGGCAACCAAUAUAUGCAGGUUCAUUAAGAGAAUGAAAUAGAGACCCAAUUAUGUCGUAAAGAAAGAUUAAUAUAGUUUGCAUUUCAGAAAGAUGUACUAGAAAACCAUGAUCAAAAACAACUUUUCUACCUUCUCAAGGUAGGGGUGAGACAUGCGUACACUUUACCCUCUCAGACGAGAGACCUCAUCUGGGAGAUUACACUGAGUUUGUUGUUGUACUAGAAAAACAUGAACUAUUAUGUAGCGUUGUUGUGCCUUUUUUUUUUUUCAAUAAGAUUAUUCUAUUUAAGAAAUA